UAAAAAAAAAAACAAAACAAAAAACUAUAAUGUACAGUAAAAAAAACAACAACUAUAAUGUACAGUUUAAAAACCUAUAAUGUAAAGUAAAAUAAAAAAAUAAAAAUAAAAAUAAGUUUGUGUCUCUUAGCAGCCACAUUUAAACCCAAACUGAGACAUCAGUGCGCUUUCAGUUGUCAGAUCUUUGUGGAGGAGAAGGUCCAUGAUGAGCUCUGAGACGCUGCAGCAGAUCCGGGAGCUGGAGGAGAAGAUGAUCAGUCUGGAGGAGCAGGACGAGCUGUGGUCUCGUAAAGAAGCUCAGGUCCUGGAGAAGCUCGACCGCCUGAAGAAGGAGCAGAAAACGAUCCUGGAGCCUCUGAGACGAGAGCUGGAGCAGACAGAGAAGAGCUUCAGGACAGAGCUGGAGCAGGCAGAGAGGAGCUUCAGGACAGCGCUGGACGAGAGGAGGAACAAGGAGGAAGAACACGCAAGGAGAGAGGAAGAACUACAGAUGAAAAUACAAGACGCACAACACAGGAAAAGAGAGUCAGAGGAGUUGUUCUUCCAGCAGAGGGAGCAGCUCAUGGCUCAGAUCUCGGACUUGGAUCAGGCUCUGGUCCGACAGGAUCAGGAGCACAAGACCGAACUGGAGAAAGCGAAGAAGGAACAAGAGGAACGCAUCAACAAAAAAGUCCAAAAGCUGGUGUCGCAGAGGCGGCAGGAGGUGGAGGAGGAGGAGCAGGCGUCGCUCCUGUCGCAGUGGCGCAGGGAGAAGGAGCAGAACGACAGGUGCAGGGAGGAGAUCGCGGACGCCCAGAGGGAGAAGGACGAGCUCCUGGACGCCAUCAAACUCCUGAGGGACCAACAGAGGGAGAUCCACCUCCGCACACACACCACCAAACAAACCUGCGAGAACAUGAGGAAGAUCAACCUGACCCUCAAGCAGGUCUGGACCAGGACUAAACCAGGACUAAACCAGGAGAUGGGGAGGUUGUCCAGGAAGUUGAAGGACCUGAGCAAGAGAACGUUGAGUCUGAACGAGGAGAAGGUGAAAUCUCAGGAGCUCACCGACAAACUCAGGGAUGACUACAGAGUUCUGUGCCUGAAGCGGGAGGAACAGAGAGCGGAGAUCCUCAGACUGAAGGAGGAGGAGAAAAGAGCGAGGAGGAGGAGGACACACGAGGAGAGGAACCUACACACUACCUCUGAACCUGCCUCCUCUGAACCUGCCUCCUCUGAACCUGCCUCCUCUGCACCUGCCUCCUCUGAACCUGCCUCCUCUGAACCUGCCUCCUCUGCACCUGCCUCCUCUGCACCUGCCUCCUCUGCACCUGCCUCCUCUGAACCUGCCUCCUCUGAACCUGCCUCCUCUGCACCUGCCUCCUCUGCCUCCUCUGCACCUGCCUCCUCUGAACCUGCCUCCUCUGCACCUGCCUCCUCUGCACCUGCCUCCUCUGAACCUGCCUCCUCUGCAACCUGCCUCCUCUGAACCUGCCUCCUCUGAACCACAUCCAUCAAACAGGUCUGGUCCAGGGUCCAGGUCUGGUCGGGUCCCGUGGGUCCGGUCUGGUGUGGGGCGUCUGUGUGAGUUGGAGCAAUACCUGGAGGGGGCGCUGUCUCCUGCAGACUCUGACCUCUGACUCUGCAUGUUUUUAUGAGUUCAA
Messenger RNA from Boleophthalmus pectinirostris (great blue-spotted mudskipper), 1643 nucleotides. RefSeq names its product golgin subfamily A member 6-like protein 25. Bases 203 to 1468 code for a protein of 421 amino acids. The record is from RefSeq and is a predicted model, not a curated record. Lineage: Eukaryota; Metazoa; Chordata; Actinopteri; Gobiiformes; Gobiidae. The transcript has 8 exons.